Molecule: messenger RNA, 1074 nt
Organism: Mercenaria mercenaria
Lineage: Eukaryota; Metazoa; Mollusca; Bivalvia; Venerida; Veneridae
Exons: 6
Coding region: 110-979 (289 amino acids)
Source: RefSeq, a predicted model, not a curated record
AUGUGACGGGUUUAUUGUUAGUUUAGGCGACUGGGGUUACAAAUAAACCUGCGUGGAACAGCAGACGACAAUUUCUGCGUGACUACUGCCAAGAACAGAAGCAAAGAAAAUGGCGAAAAAAGUAUUUUUCUCAUGUUUUAUGAUAGUCGGACUCUUAGUGUAUACCCAGUAUGCUGACUGUUCGACCACGUCCGCUGCUGCAACGACCACUUCGGAGGGAACAACACAGACAAGCCCGCAGACGUCUCCAACACAAACAGCACAGGCAAACCCGCAGACGUCCCCAACACAAACAACACAGGCAAACACGCAGACGUCUUCAGAACAAACAACACAGGCAAACACGCAGACAUCUUCAGCACCAGCAGCCCAGGCAAGCCAACAGACGUCUUCAGCACAAACAACACAGGCGAGCACGCAGACAUCUUCAGCACAAGCAGCCCAGGCAAGCCAACAGACGUCUUCAGCACAAACAACACAGGCGAGCACGCAGACAGCUGCGCCAUCUACCGAGUCACAAACCACAGCGUCAUCACAGAGGGCAGCUGUAGCAGCAGUGUGUCCUGAUGGACAAUACAACCAACUUAGCAAUACAGUGACAUUCAUAAUGGACGAAAGAGAAUGUCAAAUAACCGUGUACCUUUCAAAACCUCCAAAAGGAAAGAAAGCUAAAAAAGAAAAGAAGGCAAAGAAAGCAAAGAAAGACAAGAAGGGGAAAGGCAAGAAAGACAAGAAGGACAAAGAUCAAGCCACAGAACAAGUCCAACAGCAAGGUCAAAGGUUCAUAGAAAAACACGUAGCUGUAGGGCCUAUACCAGGCAGGGAGUUUGACCAGUGUCCUGAGGUGGUGGUUAAAAAAUCUGGAAAGGAUAAUUACCUUAUGCAAACCGCUGAAUGUAUAAUGUAUGUACAGAAGCCAAAGAAGAGUAAAGACGGAUCCUCUGUGCCUAUAAUAAUGACGGAGGAGGCUCGCCAGUGAUGUGAACACUCUUCUUAUAUCUUAUACACAAAUCCGCAUUUCAGUAUGUUGUAUAUAAUUGUAUUUUUAUUUUGAUAUACAAAUGUAAAACAUCA